AUGUCCGCAGCUCCAUACAUCUUCACCAUCAGGAACGCGUGGAAAGGGCCAGGUUCUCGUCAACACCUCAUCUCACCUGUCACACACCCUCUGGCUUACUCACAUCAUGGUAUCUCGAACGAACCCUGGCGGACAUCCUUGUCACCAACGCUUUUCUCGCAAACGCGGUUUCGACCGUCGGUGUCGGAUGGGCUGAACGGAAACUCUACCAAUGACUGUAAACCACCGGAUGAGCGGAUACUGAAACUGGGAAGAACGCUUCGAACCCUUUCUCCUCUCCUACCCACCCUCCUCAUCAAUCCGUUGCCUCCAAAGAUACUAUCUCCCAGCGUCACUCUUCACCUCUUUCCGUCGACCCACCCACAUCUUCCCACUGUAAGAGGAAGGACCCUCUACCGUGCUGCUCUGUGGACCGUACCGGUGGCCUGGAGCAGCUUACCCUUGGUGGGAAAUGUUAGGCUACAAGUACUAAGUGAGCGCAUUGUUCGCGCAGGAACAGUCUUGGAUCCGGAAAAUUUUAGCGACAAUGAGUGCGGAGAUGAACGACUAGUUGUACGGUGGAAGACGGAACCUCGGGGCGAGGACCACCAUUCUGAGACGUCGGCCGCCACUAGAUCAACGGAAGCUAAAGACCACAUCGCAUCGCAGGGGAACGGCCAUCUUUCGUCGUCCAAGAAUGGAAUCAAUAGAGGGUUGAGUGUGUUGUUGGGUGGCGAUGCCCCAAUCUUUCCGCUAUCCAAGGAGGAACAGUUUACCGGGCUCUUUAUCUUCUCAUUUGACGAGGAGGGACGCAUUUCGUCACAUACGAUUGAACAUGCUGAUGACGCUACUGGCUGGGAAAGAACGGCCAAGUUCGUAACGUUGACCGACUGGUUAAUCGGGAAAGCGAGAGGAUCUCUAGAGCCUGCGACUGGGCCUGGUUUGAUGAUGCAGAGCUGUCAGGGUUAUCGUUGGCAUUCAACGGACAGAUAUUGCAUACAUCGCUGA
Molecule: messenger RNA, 987 nt
Organism: Aspergillus pseudonomiae
Lineage: Eukaryota; Fungi; Ascomycota; Eurotiomycetes; Eurotiales; Aspergillaceae
Exons: 2
Coding region: 1-987 (328 amino acids)
Source: RefSeq, a predicted model, not a curated record